AUGGCCACCCAAAAGACGCAUGAACAAGGCGUAUAUGUCGUUCCAGACGUUACAAUAAAGCAACUGCUCAACGCUAUCCCCGCUCACUGUUUCAAGCGGUCGGCACUGCGUUCCUCAGUCUACAUGUUUUGGAAUAUGUUCGUCGUCCUGGCUUGCUACCAAGCAGCCAAACUAGCGGAUGCGUUCGUUAACCCGCAAACCCUCUCGCUUCCGCAUCCCGCUCUUUAUCCUUUUGCUCGUUUCUCUAUCUGGGCUCUCUAUGGAUUCUGGGCGGGUCUUUUCGCCACUGGUCUUUGGGUCGUGGCACACGAGGCUGGACAUCAAGCAUUUUCUGAGUCCAAGACCAUCAACAACACUGUCGGUUGGAUUCUUCAUUCUGCACUCGGUGUCCCGUACCACUCCUGGAGAAUUACCCAUGCUAAACACCACGCUUCGACUGGCCAUAUGACGCAGGACCAGGUCUUUGUUCCCCGAACACGCUCUCAAAUGGGUCUCCCACCUCUCGACCCUAAGCGUGACGACCUGCUUGGCGCCAACGUGUCUGAGGAGGUCAAGAAAGAAAUGUGGGAGGCAUUGGGCGACUCUCCUCUUGGGGCAACGUUUGGCUUCAUGUCUUACCUUGUCAUUGGCUGGCCACUUUACCUCAUCAUUAAUGCUUCGGGGCAAGCUCGAUAUCCCAAAGGAACGAAUCACUUCAACCCGAAUGCCGCCAUGUUCUCUCCUCAUCACUACCGUCAAAUUAUAAUGUCUGAUGUUGGUAUCUUCUUGUGGUUUGCGGGUAUUGCCGCUGCAAUCAACACCUGGGGUUGGGCGACAUUUAUGGUCGUGUAUGGAGUGCCUUAUCUCUGGGUAAACCACUGGCUCAUCUUGAUUACCUUCCUUCAGCACACCGACCCUCUUCUUCCUCACUACCGGGCAUCUGAGUUUACUUUCCCUCGUGGAGCUCUCUCGACUCUCGAUCGGAGCCUCAUGGGCGACUUGGGAAGCGUUAUGGGCUGGAUCGGCGCCCAUGCCACUCUUGGUAUCUCGGAAACCCAUCUUCUCCAUCACGUCUGCAGCAAGAUUCCUCACUACAACGCUUGGGAGGCUAGCGCCGCUCUGCGAAAAGUUCUCGAGCCAACGGGAAUCCGUCUGGAUGGCGCCCCGGGCGGCUGGAGUGAAAUGUACCGUGUCUACAAGGAGUGCAAGUUUGUCGAGGACGAAGGCGAUGUCAUCUUCUACAAGAACGCGCACGGGGUUGCUCAAAUGCGUCCCAUGUUCAACGACCUCACCGCCAGCGAUUCGGGUAUUGAGGUCGACAGAUAUUGA
Messenger RNA from Mycena indigotica, 1308 nucleotides. RefSeq names its product Oleoyl phosphatidylcholine desaturase. The record is from RefSeq and is a predicted model, not a curated record. Gene Ontology annotation, molecular function: oxidoreductase activity. NCBI's taxonomy places the organism in Eukaryota, Fungi, Basidiomycota, Agaricomycetes, Agaricales, Mycenaceae. Gene Ontology annotation, biological process: lipid metabolic process. Bases 1 to 1308 code for a protein of 435 amino acids. The transcript is spliced from 10 exons.